Cornus florida is the source of this 3306-nucleotide messenger RNA. RefSeq lists its product as uncharacterized. Gene Ontology annotation, biological process: recombinational repair. Bases 196 to 3201 code for a protein of 1001 amino acids. Gene Ontology annotation, molecular function: ATP hydrolysis activity; ADP binding. The record is from RefSeq and is a predicted model, not a curated record. NCBI's taxonomy places the organism in Eukaryota, Viridiplantae, Streptophyta, Magnoliopsida, Cornales, Cornaceae. The transcript has a single exon.
AGCCCAAUAUUGAGCCUGUGAAGACCUCUGAAAUAGAUGAGACAUAGGGACUUCAUGAACUUCACCAUAAAAUGAGUUCUAGUUUUUUAACCUGCUAACAAAUAAAUCUCUUCUUUUGCCCUCCCUGUAAAGUACUGAGAUUUUACAAAAACCAAAACCAAAGCUUUUGGGGUUUUAUACAUUCAUAGCUUGAAUAUGGAUAAAGAACCACCACUACCUGGUCGGCUUCCUCAGGAAAUCCCAUUGAUUGAUACCAAGUCCCUCACUAUCAAGAUAGCAAGUGCUAGCCACAAACCGGGUAAGGAGAUCCAUACUACCAUUGUUUCUGCAACUUCGGAUUCGCGUUCACCUAAUUUAAAAACCAGUUCAAUUGCAUCAUCUCCUUAUAACUCUCCGUCUCUCAUCUCUCCUCCAUCAUCCGCAUUUGUUUCUGCCCUUCAAUCACCUUACAUAUCUCCAAGGGCCACCUUAGUCCCAAGUCCAAGUGAAAACCCCACUCCAACUCCACUCACCCAUUCUUCACCUCCGGUGUCAUACUGUGGUUCCCAAUCCGAUGACAUCCCAAGUACCUCCUACACUCCCCCGCCAGAGCAAUACGAUUUCUCAGAUGAUCCAAACAACAACCCAAAGCUCAAAAUCCUGACCUGCGUGCCAGUUUCUGGCCCUGAUACCGCUCCUCGUAUCUCAUUUUCCUUUCCAGUCCCUCGAAUUUCUUUUGCAAAAGGCUCUGUCUCGCCUGCUUCCAGUGCCAAACUCAGCAGCUGCGAUGUGUACAUUGGAUUUCAUGGUCAGAACCCCAAUUUGGUACGUUUUUGCAAGUGGCUUAAAGCAGAGCUCGAGCUCCAAGGAAUUGCUUGCUUUAUUGCGGACAGGGCAAAGUACUCGGAGAAUCAGAGCCACGAGAUUGCUGACCGUAUUAUUUGCUCAGUGACGUUCGGUGUUGUGGUUGUCACCAGUUGUAGCCUCCUGAACCAUCUCAGCUUGGAGGAGAUCAGAUUCUUUGCUCAAAAGAAGAAUUUAAUACCACUGUUUUUUGACACAAACGCAAGUGAGAUGGUGGAUAUAAUCAACCGCAAUUCAGAUGAUAAAGAAUGCAAAGAAGCUAUUGAUGGACUGAUGAGGUCUCAUGAAUUCAAGCUGGAAACAAACAAGGAUAGUUGGAGAAGCUGUGUAUCAAGAGCUGCUGGGAUUUUGAGGGCAAAGCUUGGAAGGAAGAGUUUUACUGGGACUGGGCUAGAACUAGAAGGAUUUGAGGAGUUACCAUUUCCAAGAAACAGAUUUUUUGUGGGAAGAGAGAAAGAGCUGAUGGAGAUUGAAACUGCAUUCUUCGGGUGUGGGGAUCAUCUUGAGCCAGAAUGUUGUUUGAGGACGAUUAAGGGAGGAACGCCAGGGCAAUCUGAAGGUCUUGCGGAUGAGGAAACUGAAGUUGAUACAGGUAGAGGGAGAUAUAUUAAUUUGGAGAUUGGGAAGUGCAAAGAACCAAAGUUGGAGGCUUGGGUUGAACCAGUCAUUGUAAGAAGCUCAUCGAAGCGGCCUAAAUACAAGAAGUCAAAAAGCGGGAAAAACAAGAGCUUUGGCAGCAGUGUUUUAUGUAUAAAUGGAAAUCCGGGUGUUGGGAAGACAGAACUUGCAUUGGAAUUUGCUUACAGGCAUUCCCAGAGAUACAAGAUGGUUUUGUGGGUAGGUGGUGAAGCUCGGUACCUCAGGCAAAAUAUAUUGAACCUAUCACUCAAUUUAGGGUUGGAUGUAACAGCGGAUGCAGAGAAAGAAAGAGGAAGGUUCCGAAGCUUUGACGAGCAGGAAGCAGAAGCAUUCAAGAGAGUCAAGAGGGAGUUGUCUCGAGACAUGCCUUAUUUACUGAUUAUCGAUAAUCUAGAGACUGAAAAGGAAUGGUCGGAAGGGAAAGAUCUAUAUGACCUAAUACCAAGGAACACUGGAGAAACCCAUGUAAUCGUUACAACCAGACUCUCCAGAGUUAUGAACUUUGAUCCGAUGCAGCUUCAGCCAUUGCCCUUGUCUGAUGCAAUGAUUUUGAUCAGAGGAAGACGGAAGAAAGAUUACCCAGCUGAGGAGGUAGAAUUUCUCAGGAAAUUUGAGGAGAAAAUGGGCAGGUCAAGCUAUGGGUUGUGGGUGAUUGGUUCUCUACUUUCUGAACUUGCAAUCACACCGUCUGCUCUUUUUGAAGCCGUGAACCAAUUCCCAUUUGAGGAAGCUUCUACUUCUUGUAGCCUAAGCAUCACUGAUAAUCAAUUCUGCAGAAGCAAUCCUUUCCUAAUGAAAGUCCUCACUUUUUGCACUGCCGUCUUACAGCAAACUGAUGGGAGAAAGAACAUCAUUGCCUCAAGCAUGCUUCUUGUUGGGGCUUGGUUCGCCCCAGCACCAAUUUCAGCAAAUUUACUAGUUGCUGCAGCAAAGAAUAUACCUCCCACCAGAAAUCAAUUCAGGAAGUGGACCAAGUGCUUGAGUCUGGUGUUCUGCUGUUGCUCUGGUUUUUGUUCAGGCACCCAAAGAUGGAAGAGUGAAGAGGAUUCAGCCCUUCUCUUGGUUAAACUAGGUUUGGCACGAAGAGCUAAUAGGCAGCCCGGAUGUUGGAUCCAGUUCCACCCCAUAACUCAGGUGCUUGCGAAAAGAAAAGAUGGUCUGCAAGCUGCUAAGGCAAUGGUUCAAGGUGUAAGGAAAACUGGAAAUCCAUUGGUAAAUUCAGACCACCUCUGGGCUUCAGCAUUCCUUGUAUUCGGUUUCAAAUCUGAACCCCCACUAGUCCAACUGAAAGCAACUGAUAUGGUUCUCUUCAUUAAGAAAACUGCUCUUCCUCUAGCAAUUAGAGCGUUCACAACAUUCUCAAGAUGCAACUCGGCCUUAGAGCUCCUGAAGGUCUGCACAAAUGUGCUCGAAGAAGUAGAAAAGUCGUUUGUGUCUCAGAUACAGGAUUGGUGCCAUGGGUCACUUUGCUGGAAGAAAAAGUUACAAUCAACUCAGAUGGUCGACGAGUAUGUAUGGCAAGAAGUAACAUUGUUGAAAGCUACAUUGCUGGAGACCAGAGCAAAGUUGCUGCUUAGAGGUGGGCAUUUUGAUAGUGGUGAACAGCUCUGCCGAACUUCAAUUAGUAUCAGGACAGUAAUGCUGGGACAUAACCAUGCUCAAACACUGUCUGCUCAAGAAACAUUGGCAAAGAUCGUCAGGUUGAGAAGUAAGAUAUGAUGCUCUGUUUCAAAACAAAAGUCCUAUACUUUGGUAGCUCACCUUUCCUUUACACUGUAACCAUGUUAUUCACUAGUUAGAUAUAAAAGUAUCAAAUUGCUCCUA